Messenger RNA from Cricetulus griseus (Chinese hamster), 753 nucleotides. Lineage: Eukaryota; Metazoa; Chordata; Mammalia; Rodentia; Cricetidae. The record is from RefSeq and is a predicted model, not a curated record.
UUUAAUCCCUUCGCAUGCCGGACCUUGGACACUUUAGAGAACCGGGUCUUGGGGACCGUGCGGGCCGCCGUCCUUGGCGGCUCUCCGUGUGACCCCGCACACCCGGCUUCCCCUGCUCGCCAGAAGGCUGGCCACCAUGGCGGAGCGCCUCAAGUCUGUGGACUACGAAGUGUUCGGGAGAGUGCAGGGUGUUUCCUUCAGAAUGUACACAGAAGAAGAAGCUAAGAAAACAGGAGUGGUUGGCUGGGUGAAGAAUACAAGCAAAGGCACUGUGACAGGUCAAGUGCAAGGCCCAGAAGCAAAGGUGGAUUCCAUGAAGGCCUGGCUAAGCAAGGUUGGGAGUCCUAGUUCUCGAAUCGACCGGACAGACUUUUCUAAUGAAAAACCCAUCUCUAAACUUGAAUACUCCAAUUUUAGUAUUCGAUACUAAUUGAAGAAAAAUAACAAUUGUAAUGCUUACAUUGCAGAAAAUAAAACAUAUUCUUAAGUUUAUAGUAGUAGAAUUAGAAAUGAGAACUUUCUGUUCUGGAAACCUCAGAAUUAUAUGUUACUAAAAUGUCUAAAACUAAAAAUUUAACCCACCUAUGUUUUUAGCAAGCAGAAACCAAAUAUUACAAAAUAAAAUAUUGUUAUAAAAUAUCUGAUACAAUUAUUCAAGUGAAGCAUUGUCUUAUGGAAUCAUUAAUUUCAGAAAACUUUACAGUAUACAUGUUAUUCUGCUAGAUGUGAAAUAAAGUUAACUAUCUAAAAUUA